AAGCAAGUACAAAAAAUGCAGACACGCCCUGGAUUGUGUCCCAAGUUUCAUAAAACCCCAGGACUGACAUUGUCGCCAUUCAUUUCUCAUAAUUUCUCCCAGAGUUCGAUCGAGACAUUGAAGUGGAAAGUGUCCUUAAGUCGACCUGAAGCAAGUUCAGUUUCUAAGGAGAACAAAGAGCAGACUGAUUGUCAAAAGAACAUCUUCAUCAUGAGGAGCGCUCACGUCCUCCUGCUGUGCAUGCUGGGAGCUGCUCUGCUCUCCUCUGGCCUCUGCAGCGAUGAACUCAGCCCCGAUAACUGCUGCUUCAGCUUCUACCCAAGGAGGGUGAACAAAAACCAGAUCCGCUCUUAUUACAUGACCGAUGAACGCUGCCGGGUGACUGGAGCCAUUCUGGUCACGAAAAGGUCUGUUCAGCUCUGUGUGGAUCCAAACAUGCCCUGGGUUAAGAGCAUCAUGAGGAGUUUGGACGAGGAGUCCUUUUAAACCAACUCCCUGUCGGUCCAUGCACUAUAACAACAUGUCCAUAUAUGGUCGUUAUGUUUGUAUUAAUGUGAAAAUCUACUUAAAUCGAGAAGAACCUAUUAAACCAUGAAUAUUCUUAUAAACCAACUUAUUAUUAUCCUUUGUCUUUAGAAUAAUCUUAAAAUGUUUUUUUUAACACAACUUUUUAAGCAACCUCUGAAUAAAAUAAUCACUCUUCA
Messenger RNA from Labrus mixtus (cuckoo wrasse), 704 nucleotides. RefSeq names its product C-C motif chemokine 4-like. NCBI's taxonomy places the organism in Eukaryota, Metazoa, Chordata, Actinopteri, Labriformes, Labridae. Gene Ontology annotation, biological process: neutrophil chemotaxis; cellular response to tumor necrosis factor; cellular response to interleukin-1. Gene Ontology annotation, cellular component: extracellular region. Gene Ontology annotation, molecular function: chemokine activity; CCR chemokine receptor binding. The transcript is spliced from 5 exons. The record is from RefSeq and is a predicted model, not a curated record. Bases 16 to 486 code for a protein of 156 amino acids.